UAGAAUCUUGGAUCUUCUUUCUUGUAGACCAGCUUUCUAGUGAUGUUAAGAAAUGCUUCUUUCUUCUCCUUCCAGGGUGGGGUGUCCUUUGCAGAGGUGGCUGUGUAUUUCACGCAGGGGGAGUGGAGAUUGCUGAGCCCAUCCCAAAGAACUCUCUAUAAGGAAGUCAUGCUGGAGAAUUUUGUGAACGUGGCCUCUCUGGGGCCUCAGAUUGCCAAGCCUGGCCUCAUCUCCUGGCUGGAAGAGGAGGAGGAGGAGGAGCAGUUUCCCCUGAUCUCUGAUGAAGAGGAGGGAUUGGCAGGAGGCGUAUGGAAGUCAUGGAAUGAAGUGGAAGAACAUCUGGUGACUAACAAAGAAGAAACAUAUUCAGAUGUGAAAGAGAGCGUUGAAUAUAAUGGUGCCCUAAAGAAGCAGAAAAGAAAACAUUCAUCGAAAGAGAGGAAUAAUUCUGACCUUUUACAGCAUAGAGACUUUCGAGUACAAAACAUAUAUAACGGAGUAAACCGUAUGGAAUGCACUGCUACCAGAAAAAAUAAGAAGAAAAUAUAUAAAUUUCUGGAGUGUGGAAAAGGCUUCAAUCGGGAUGGAAAUUUUACUGUCCAUCAAAGAAUUCACACAGGGCCGAAACCUUAUAAAUGCCUGGAGUGUGGAAAAAGCUUCAGUCACAGUGGCGAUCUUACUGUCCAUCAAAGAAUUCACACAGGGGAGAAACCAUAUAAAUGCCUGGAGUGUGGGAAAAGCUUCAGAAAGAGUGGACAUCUUACUGUCCAUGAAAGAAUUCACACAGGGGAGAAACCAUACAAAUGCCUGGAGUGUGGAAAAAACUUCUAUUUGAGUACAAAUCUUACUGUCCAUCAAAGAAUUCACACAGGGGAGAAACCAUUUAAAUGCCUGGAGUGUGGAAAAAGCUUCAGUUGGAGAGCAAGUCUUAUGGUCCAUCAAAGAGUUCACACAGGAGAGAAAGCUUAUAAAUGCCUGGAGUGUGGGAAAAGCUUCAGACAGAGUGGACAUCUUACUGUCCAUCAAAAAAUUCACACAGGGAAGAAACCAUACAAAUGCCUGGAGUGUGGAAAAAGCUUCAAUUGGAGUGGAAGUCUUAUGGUCCAUCAAAGAAUUCACACAGGAGAGAAACCUUAUAAAUGCCUGGAGUGUGGGAAAAGCUUCAGUCACAGUCGCGAUCUUACUGUCCAUCAGCGAAUUCACACAGGGGAGAAACCAUAUAAAUGCCUGGAGUGUGGGAAAAGCUUCAGACAGAGUGGACAUCUUACUCUCCAUCAAAGAAUUCACACAGGGGAGAAACCAUACAAAUGCUUGGAGUGUGGAAAAAAAUUCUCUUUCAGUACAAAUUUUACUGUCCAUCAAAGAAGUCACACAGGGGAGAAACCGUAUAAAUGUCUAGAGUGUGGGAAAGGCUUCAGUCAGAGUGGAUAUCUUGUUGCCCAUCAGAGAAUUCACCUAGUGUAUAAACCAUAUAAAUGCCUGGAUUGUGGAAAAACCUUCCGCCGGAGUGGAGAGCUUACUGCCCACCAAAGAAUUCACACUGGGGAAAAACCAUAUAAGUGCCCAGAGUGUGGGGAAAGCUUCAGAGAGACUAGAAACCUUUCUUCCCAUCAAAGUAUUCACACAGGGGAGAAACCAUAUAAAUGCCUGGAGUGUGGAAAAAGGUUCAAUCAGAAUGGAAAUCUUACUAACAAUCAAAGAAUUCACAAGGGGGAGAAACCAUAUAAAUGCCAGGAGUAUGGAAAAACCUUCAGUCAGAGUGGCGAUCUUAUUGUCCAUCAAAGAAUUCACACAGGGGAGAAACUAUAUAAAUGCUCGGAGUGUGGAAAAAGCUUCAGUCGGAGUGGUGAUCUUACUGUCCAUCAAAAAAUUCACACAGGGGAGAAACCAUAUAAAUGCCUGGAGUGUGGAAAAACCUUCAUUCAGAGUGGAAAUCUUACUGUCCAUCAAAGAAUUCACACAGGGGAGAAACCAUAUAAAUGCCUGGAGUGUGGAAAAAGGUUCAAUCAGAAUGGAAAUCUUACUAACCAUCAAAGAAUUCACACAGGGGAGAAACCAUAUAAAUGGCUGGAGUAUGGAAAAACCUUUAGUCAGAGUGGUGAUCUUAUUGUCCAUCAAAGAAUUCACACAGGGGAGAAACCUUAUAAAUGCUUGGAGUGUGGAAAAUACUUCAGUCGGAGUGGUGAUCUUAUUGUCCAUCAAAGAAUUCACACAGGGGAGAAACCAUAUAAAUGCCUGGAGUAUGGAAAAACCUGGAGUCAGAGUGGCGAUCUUAUUGUCCAUCAAAGAAUUCACACAGGGGUGAAACCAUAUAAAUGCUCGGCGUGUGGGAAAAGCUUCAGUCGGAGUGGUGAUCUUACUGUGCAUCAAAGAAUUCACACGGGAGAGAAACCAUAUAAAUGCCUGGAGUGUGGAAAAAGCUUCCAUCGCAGUGGACAUCUUACUGUCCAUCAAAGAAUUCACACGGGAGAGAAACCAUAUAAAUGCCUGGAGUGUGGAAAAAACUUCUCUCGAGGUGAAACUCUUACUAUCCAUCAAAGAAUUCACACAGGGGAGAAACCAUUUCAAUGCCUGGAGUGUGAAAAAAGCUUCAGUAAAAGUGGAUAUCUUACUAACCAUCAAAGAAUUCACAUGCGAGAAACCAUACAAAUGCCUGGAGUGUGGAAAAAGCUUCAAUCAGAGUAAUAAACUUGCUGUCCAUUAAAGAAUUUACACAGUGGAGAAAACAUAUAAAUGCCUGGAGUGUGGAAGAAGCUUCAGGGAUAGUGGAUACCUUUUUUACCUGUUAGACUAUGGAAUUUCAGUUAUUUAGAGUUUGUCUCCCCCCUUCUGCAAGAAGCACAAGGUUUCUUGGUUCCAAAAGGUUUAUUGGAAGAUUAUGCUCAGGAUACAGGUGUCUACAAUUCAAGGGCUUGAGGCCCUUGGCUGAACGAAAGCUUUGUUGAGAAUGACACAUGAAAACGAAGGUAACAACACUUCAAACACCUAUUUUUAGCCUCCCCCCUUAGUCCUGUCUGUGAAGGCAUGGGAAGACGAGGACGUCAAGGACGUUGGCCGGAACGGGCUAAUAAGGUCUGUGACACUCUGACAAGCAAACUGACACUCAAAGAAUUCACACUUUGUAGAAUCCGUAUAAAUGCCUGGAAUGUGGAAAAAAACUUCAGUCACAUUGGAAGCUUUAGUUUAAGAAUUUAUUCUGGUGGGGUCAUGCUGUAGAAAUGCUUGGAGUUUUGAUGGACAUUUCUUCAAAUAGAUUGGCUUACAAAAUUAGAAUGUAAUGCAACAGUUCAUAGUGAUCUCUACCAUAGUUUCGUUUAAUUACUGCAAAAGUUUCAGAGAUUAAAAGCCAAAUCCUGAGAACCCAC
Messenger RNA from Eublepharis macularius, 3365 nucleotides. Its product is annotated as zinc finger protein 420-like. Gene Ontology annotation, molecular function: RNA polymerase II cis-regulatory region sequence-specific DNA binding; DNA-binding transcription activator activity, RNA polymerase II-specific. The record is from RefSeq and is a predicted model, not a curated record. NCBI's taxonomy places the organism in Eukaryota, Metazoa, Chordata, Lepidosauria, Squamata, Eublepharidae. The transcript is spliced from 4 exons. The coding region runs from base 43 to 2685 and encodes 880 amino acids. Gene Ontology annotation, biological process: regulation of transcription by RNA polymerase II. Gene Ontology annotation, cellular component: nucleus.